CUCAGAGCUACGGCUAGAUCUAUUGUCGACGCUCCUCCGCACAUUUCCAACCAUUUCCAUGUGGAGGGAAGACCUAGACCUAGCUCUAGACAACAUGUUUGCCAAGUCUUUGGUACCAGUCUUUUCUGAAUGACAUUAACCGUUGGAGACGUUCGGGUGUAGCUCAAAAUGACGGUGCUCGUGGACAAUUAAGAACAAUCGGGGCAUCAAGUGUCAUCCGUACAUGGAACAGUUUCCAUGGAUUUUAUUCAAAGCCAAAGACUGAAGAUCAGAAGCAUCAGAGUGACUUUUUUUAAUCACAGAUCUGAGACUGUCAAGACGUUACUUUGUGACUCCCCCCUGCUCCCUCUGUGUGGCCCAUGAAACUGCCCUUGAGGCCACAGCAGCAGGAGCCUCUCACCGAGACGGGAGACGGACCCCGGUCCCAGACCCUCCCCCACCGUUGCUGCAGCAUGGCCUCCACCCCCAAGAUCUCCAGCUCCAAGAUCGUGGCCCUCUGCUCCAUGGCCAACUUCAUCAAUGCAGCUGACCGCGUCAUCAUGCCCAUCGCCGUGGUGCCCAUGACGGACCAGUACCACUGGAACAUGGGGGUGCAGGGCUGGAUCCUCAGUGCCUUUGCCUACGGCUACAUCAGCAGCCAGGUGAUCGGAGGCAAAGCGGCACUGAAGUUUGGUGGUCGCAUGACCCUGGGCCUGGCAGUCACCGUCUGGUCCCUGGCCACCUUCAUGACCCCUGCGCUGGCCAAGACAGUCAACUUGCUCAUCAUGUCCCGCAUCCUGCUGGGCUUUGCCGAGGGCUUCUGCCUGCCUACUAUCUUCCACAUCUUUGCUCAGCACGUGCCUGUGGAGGAGAGGUCCAGGGCCUUUGGCUACCUGGUCGCCCUGGGGUCCGUUGGCCAGACAGUGGCUUCAGUGAUUUGCCCCCACCUGUCUUGGCCGAUGAUGUUCUACACGUUCGGUUGUAUUGGUCUCGUCUGGGCAGCCAUUUGGAUCCUGCUCUUCCGAGAUGAGUCCCCUGACGUAGACCCACAGCUGUUGUACAACCCCACUUUGGAUACCACCAACAGCGUGCGGUGGACCAGCUACAUCUCCCACCGGCCCCUCUGGGCCAUCUAUGCCGCCCACUUUGCCAUGAAUUGGUCUAAUUACAUUGUGCUGUCCUGGCUUCCCACCUACCUGCAGCGGCACCUUGGGGCUAAUGCCAAGGACAUCAGCUUCACCGCCCUGCCCUACAUCAUGAACUCCCUUGUUGGGGUUGUUGCAGGCCACUACGCAGAUUCUCUCAUCUCCAAGAAGUACUGGACAGUUCUAUCAGUCCGGAGGUUGAUGACCAGCAUUGGCUUGAUUGGACCAUCCCUGUUCCUGCUGUGUUUCAGCUACGUGGAUAGUCUUGCCCUGGCAGUGUGUUUUGUGUCAAUAUCAUUGGGAUUAUGUGGAUGUAACUCCUCUGGUCACAUGAGUAACCACCCAGACGUAGCUCCCAAUCAUGCUGGUAUUACGUUUGCCGUGUCCAACACACUGGCCACAUUACCCGGCUUGGCCUGUGGUCCUGUCACUGCACUGGUGGUGGGUUCCACUGGUUACUGGUACCCCGUCUUUGUCAUGGCCUCAGCUGUCAACAUAGGGGGUGCCCUUAUCUACAUCAGCCAGAGUUCAGCCAGCCAGGUUCUGUAGUCAAUGAAUAAGAGGAAUCCGCAGAUGUCUUGUGGAAGUGACCUUUUGUUGACCUGUAUCACAGAGGCUGUUCAAUAGAAUAGGAAGCCUCUGCUUUUCUAGCUCAUGUUUGAUCAAUUUUAUUUGUCAAGGGUUUCGUCAGGCUGCCAAGCAAGAGGAUUCAUCACUUUUACGUCACACUGUUUGGUCACCAUCCAAUUCUGUGCAGUUACAUAAAGUAUAGUUCAAGACUUGUCAGUUCAAAUUUUAACAAUCAAAUCACAAUUUUUCUGAAAUCCAACUCAUUUGUCAAGGCUUUUGGAGACAGAUUUCUGAUUAAAUAUACUGUCUAUUUAAGUUUACAUUUGACGUUUUAUAAUUGCUGUAUAAGUUUGUUGCUCCUUAAAUGUUGAUAGACCUUGUGAAUACCUACUUAGUUCAAUGCAUGUAUUUUGUUUGAAAUUUUUGAGAAUUCCCUCUCGCGCAUUUUUUUAAAUAUAGGCUGCAUCUGAAUCACUUGUCCAAAGCUAGGUUUAGGUCUUCACUCCAUUGGAAAUGCGUGGAGAUGCAUAGAAAAUAGACCUAGCCAAAGCUCUGGAAGCCCGUGUCAGACACGGCCAUGGUACAUGUACCAGUACUGUAGAUUUUAUCAUCGCAAUCAAAAAGUCAGUCAUUGAAUAUUCUGGUUCAUAUGCGACAAAUUACAGCAUGUCUUUGUAGUACCGUUAUCUUUUGAAACAUGAAGACAAUCAUACCAAUGACUGGAAGGGAUGAUCCUCUACUUUAAAGUCUGAAUGAAGCAUUGUUGUAUGCUUCUCCGUAAUUCUGUCAAGUUGAGGUUGCAAGCUCUGCCGGCAAAAGUGGCUGAACACAUACAGGGUGUACAUGUACAGUAUUAAAAUGGAUCUGUGGCUUAGAAUGACAACACUUAGGUUGGAUAUCUGGACAAAAAGUGUAUCUCAAAACUGAAAAAUUGGCCACAAGUUAGCAUUUGCAACAGCUAUUGAUUUCUUUCGCAAAUUAAAUACACAUAGACUACAUGUUUAUCCACACACACGACAAGUUUAAAAGUGUGUAUGCUGUUUUCGCUUUUGUUCAUUUAAGCAGCUGUAGGAAAGUUCGUGUGGGAAGAAUAUGCCAUUGGGUUAGGUAGUACAUGUAUGUAUGAAUGUAUGUAUGCUUACAUUGUACAAGUAAAUGUUUAAGUGCACUGUAACACUAGUAUUUGAUACUAAGUUACACGUGUUUCUCAGUAGGCAUGGUAGGUGCUGUGCAUAACUUUUGAGGACGCUGAGCAGCAAUUAUUGAUGGCAUUGUUUAGUGCAGUUUAUAGUCUCAUUGCUGAUGGCAAGGCACUUUAACCCCUCAAGAGCUUUUGUGUUGUUUUUGUUGUUGUUACGGGACCAUUUCACAGCCGUGUCAGAUGCCCCAUGCCCUUUCUUCUCUUUUCUUUUUUAAAUUUGGUGAGCACAUGAAGACAUUCAUAGGCUGCAUCCAGCAAUGCUAUGGUCAUUUACCAUGUACCCGUAUAGAGCACUGCCUCGUGUGUGGCCAUCAGCAUGUAAUUGAAAAAAGGUAACAUCUCUGACUGACCUGUCUCGAAAAUGGGCAUUUUACGUUCAAAUGGAAUGUCCGCUCGUCGCGUAAAUUUGUGUCAAAAUGAUCGUAGACAUACCUGGAAAAUUCCUGAAGUCUUGGCACCAAUGGAGUUUAUAUAUGUGCCGUAUGUUGAGGGAGGAGGGAACAGACCCAUGCCCCUGGCUCUUUAAUGCAUGGAUUCUAUACAAGUGAACUGCUAUACACAUGUAGCAGAGUUGGUUGGUUUCUCACUGGUACAAACAAGUGUAUUUGGUCAUAAUUUAUUUGAGGACGUAGGAACUUUGUACAAUGAUCUUUCUUUCAGACUUCGUACACCGGUAGUACACCAAUGCAUUGCUUUGUAACCAAUCGUUUUGGAAAAAGUGCUGUUUAUUAGAAUUCUACUCUGCACUAGUAUUCAAUACUUUUUAUUACAGUUGUCACAUCUGUUCUGUCACAAAUUAACCGAGGGAGAUUCAUUGUCAGAUUCCACUUGAACACACAAGCAAAGUACCUCCAACAUGUCCUGACAUUAACAACUUGUCACGGGGACUUACUGUUACACCGAUCGGUAUAACCUACAUGUAUAAUUCGGGCCCUCUGUCUGUUGUUUUCAAGGCCACGCACAGUUAACAAUCAGUUCAGUUUGAUAUUAGGUCCUUGGGUACUGUUGCUAAGACUUUUCUCAAAUCUCCUAAAAUUCACCAGAGUUCCUGAGCCUGUGGUACCUUCUUAUAAGGGUAUUAAACCUGAUUUUACAAGUGACUGUGCUUGAACACUUUCCUCAGUCCUGCAAUAUUCUCCAAGACCAGUUGAUGGGUUUUGAAGGGUCUGGGAGGUGUAGUGGGAAACUACUCAUUAUUCAUCUAAAUAUGACUUUGGUUGCAUUAUUAAGUUCACCUGUUUGUUACCAGAUCCCACAAAAUGAGUCUUACAUGUAUGUACCUUUUUUUCAAACUCUCCUGGCAUUUCAAAUGUAUUAGAACUUAAUCAGCACUUUCCUCUGACUUGUAACUUACUUUAUCAUCACCCGAUCAUGCUACUCAAUACUGGCAUUAUGUGGGUUGCUUUCGGUGAUCAUGGCGAAAAGGUUUGUAAAAGGCUUGUAAACUCAAAAGGUACCCUGGUGACUUGUGACUCAUUUUGUUGGAUUGGUUUUACAGGCCUAACAGGUGCAUUUUUGUCUACCUGUGGGGGAAACACAACAAGGCCCAUACUUCACAAUUUAGCUGCACUUCUUAUACAUUCAUUACAAUAAUGUACAUGUACCAGGAAUGACCUUAUAUCAAUUGUGUAAUAAAGGAUAUUUUAAUGUAAUACAGGCACCGGUACAUGUAAAAUGUUAGUGCCAAAAAAAUUAGAUGGGACCGCCUAUUUGUUCACUAUUUUGUAAAUAUCUGUAUUAUGUGUAAAUGUAUCCGCACUUGCUCAUAGUGUGUUCUUAAAGAACAAUAAAAAAAGGGGAUUGGAAAAUGUUUUUUCUGUUGUUUAUUAAUCCUAACCCUACUAGUACUAAAAAUUACUACUUAGUAGUAAAAUGUAACGCACAGCACUGUCACUUGUAUGAAGGCAUUACCUUCUUAUUCUCGGAAGCCAUAAAAUACACUAAAUAAGACAAUGUAACAUUCAUUGCUGUGGCACUAUGAAUGCAUGACUUUAUUGUUCUCUGUAUGAAUAAAAGUGGAAGUGCCAUCUCCAGAA
This is a messenger RNA of Acanthaster planci (crown-of-thorns starfish), 4931 nucleotides long. RefSeq names its product ascorbate transporter, chloroplastic-like. The record is from RefSeq and is a predicted model, not a curated record. NCBI's taxonomy places the organism in Eukaryota, Metazoa, Echinodermata, Asteroidea, Valvatida, Acanthasteridae.